CUAUCCCAUUUAAGAUAAGCCCCGUCCUUCUCCUCCCCCUUCUUCUUCUUCUUCUUCUUCUUCUUUUUCUAAUCUCUUCACUUCCAUCCAACACUCUCUCAACAAUGGCUUCUCUCUGUGCUUCUUCGCCUUUCGCAGCCAUCUCUUCCCCCAGCUCGCAGAAGAAUGGAUCGGUUGUUGGAGCACCAAAAGCCUCUUUCCUGAGCGGUAAGAAAUUGAGAAGUGUGCGGAAGUACACGGCGCCACAAGCUCAAACUAGCUCAGUUACAGUCUGUGCAGUUGCAGACCCAGAGAGACCCCUCUGGUUUCCCGGCAGCACACCUCCUCCAUGGCUCGACGGAAGCCUCCCUGGAGAUUUCGGAUUCGACCCUCUUGGUCUUGGAUCUGAUCCGGACAGUUUGAGGUGGAAUCAGCAAGCGGAAAUAGUUCAUUGCAGAUGGGCAAUGUUGGGUGCAGCUGGGAUUUUCAUCCCAGAAUUUCUAACAAAGAUUGGAAUUCUCAACACCCCAUCUUGGUAUACUGCUGGAGAACAAGAGUACUUUACAGACACCACUACCUUGUUCAUAGUUGAGUUGAUAUUCAUCGGAUGGGCAGAGGGUAGACGGUGGGCUGAUAUAAUCAAGCCAGGCUGUGUAAACACCGAUCCCAUCUUCCCAAACAACAAGCUUACCGGCACCGACGUUGGGUACCCAGGUGGCCUCUGGUUUGACCCACUGGGUUGGGGGUCUGGCUCGCCGGAGAAGGUGAAGGAACUCAGAACCAAGGAGAUCAAAAAUGGAAGAUUAGCCAUGUUGGCUGUCAUGGGUGCUUGGUUCCAACAUAUUUACACUGGUACUGGACCCAUUGACAACCUCUUUGCUCAUCUUGCUGAUCCUGGUCAUGCCACCAUUUUUGCUGCUUUUACUCCCAAGUGAUGGAUGAUGGAUGAGAUAGAAAGAAAGGUAGUAAUUUGUUGGUGUGGUGGAAAUUUGUAUGUUAAUUUUAUCAACUUAUGUUGUUGAAUAGAAUGAUGUUCAGCUCUGUACAAAUUUCUCUUUUCAACAUAAUUAAUUAAUAUAUAAAUAGUGACGCCAAUUUUACUCU
Carica papaya (papaya) is the source of this 1083-nucleotide messenger RNA. It is a transcript of the gene LHCA2, whose product is annotated as photosystem I light harvesting complex protein. The record is from RefSeq and is a predicted model, not a curated record. NCBI's taxonomy places the organism in Eukaryota, Viridiplantae, Streptophyta, Magnoliopsida, Brassicales, Caricaceae. Gene Ontology annotation, cellular component: membrane. Gene Ontology annotation, biological process: photosynthesis, light harvesting.